GAAUCCCAAACCGCUCCCUACACACUCCCCCUCCACUACCGAGUGUCACUCCAAAAGAAGUCACACUCGCAGCUGUGGAGGGCACCUAUUAUUGAAGGGGGAGGGUAUAAAUACGAUCGUCAGGAAUGGGACGCCCUGUUGCCUCACCGGAAAACGGAAGACGUCAUCGCCAUGGUAACACAAAGACGCCUACUGUGCAUGGCUGUAGCGCUGUGGCACAGGUUGCAACUAACAAGGAUCGCUGCUGCUUCCAGAAGAUGAAAGCGUCCCACUUUUUUCACUCAUAUUUUUUCCAAUCCUAUUGUCUGGCAUUUCAAAUCCAACAAAUGAAUAAAUGAAUUCUGUCAGUUGUGUUCAAAUUUUAAGGUGUCAGGGGGGGCACAAUUAAAUCAAACGUCAGCAGAGAAGAAGAUUUGUUUCUUUUGUUUUAUCUUUUUUCACCACUCUUUUUGUGAUGUUCUGUCAGUGUGAAAAAGGCGUGGGAGAAAUAAAGGACGCAUGUGGAACUCACAUCGAUAUGUUUGUUUCCUCCUCCAUUUCGACGUUGCACUUCCUGAAAAAGUUGUCCGGAGUGAGCAUCAAUGCAGACUCGCUAUUUAAGGGCUGAACAGUCCACUCUCCCUCCGCACUACGCGGUUUGGGACGGCCCUUAAUAUGGAGGACCCUCCGCGGGAACGCGCAUACGGAGGGGUAGUGUGUAGGGGGCGGUUUGGGAUUCAGCCGAACUGAGAAUGAAAGACCGUGUUCAAACAAAGUGUCCGUGAGUUUCUGUUGGGAAAGCAUCAAGAUCUGCGGCAAACUGUGCAGGAUUGCCUUCAUCUCCAAAAUCCGGGUUGCAGCCGCAACUGUCUGAUUGAUGAGUGGAGUCCUGCUCAAACCCUGGUAGAUGAAACAUCCUUUUUCAAGUGGGGAAACUGCAGAAACUGUGAUUGGCAGGAGGAGGAGAGUCUGACGGAGGAGCAGAGGAAUGUUGGCAGACAUUUAGUCUGAGCUCAACAACGGAGGAAACAUGGAUUCUUCACAAAAAAAAUGUAAACGCAGCAAUGGAGUGAGAUGUCGGACCUCUGACGAGGAUAAGGAUGGUUCAGCAACAACAGCAAAAAAAGAUGAAUCACUUGGCUGUGAGCAAUGUGGCAAGACUUUUAUCACAGCAACAAAGCUAAGAAUUCACAAACGUAUUCACACUGUGGACAAAUCAUUCAGCUGUGAUCAGUGUGGAAAGGCUUUUACUACCAAGACUCUGUUAAAAAGCCAUCAACUCAUUCACAGUGGAGUUAAACCAUUCAGCUGUAAUCAGUGUGGAAAGGCUUUUACUCAGAAGAGUCACUUAAAAAGUCAUCAACUCAUGCACAGUGGAGUGAAACCAUUCAGCUGUGAUCAGUGUGGAAAGGCUUUUACUCAGAAGAGUAAUCUAACAAGCCAUCAACUCACUCACAGUGGAGUGAAAUUGUUCGGCUGUGAUCAGUGUGGAAAGGCUUUUACUCACAAGAGUCAUCUAGCAAAUCAUGAAGUCAUCCACAGUGGAGUGAAACCAUUCGGCUGUGAUCAGUGUGGAAGGGCUUUUACUCACAAGAGUACGUUAAGAAAUCAUCAACUCAUUCACAAUGGAGUGAAAUUGUUCGACUGUGAUCAGUGUGGAAAGGCUUUUACUCACAAGAGUACGUUAAGAAAUCAUCAACUCAUUCACAGUGAAGUUAAACCAUUCAACUGUGAUCAGUGUGGAAAGGCUAUUACUCACAAGAGUCAAUUAAAAAUCCAUCAACUAAUGCACAGUGGAAUUAAACCAUUCAACUGUGAUCAGUGUGGAAAGGCUUUUACUCAGAAGAGUAGUCUAGCAAAUCAUCAACUCAUUCACAGUGGAGUGAAAUUGUUAAGCUGUGAUCAGUGUGAGAAGGCUUUUACUCAGAAGAGUAGGUUAAAAAGACAUCAACUAAUGCACAGUGGAGUUAAACCAUUCAGCUGUGAUCGGUGUGGAAAUGCUUUUACUGACAAGAGUACGUUAAGAAGUCAUCAACUCAUUCACAGUGGAGUUAAACCAUUCAGCUGUGAUCAGUGUGGAAAAGCUUUUCCUCACAAGAGUUCAUUAAGAAGUCAUCAACUCAUUCACAGUGGAGUUAAACCAUUUCACUGUGAUCAGUGUGGAAAGGCUUUUACUUGGAAGAGUUCAUUAAGAAGUCAUCAACUAAUUCACAGUAGAGUUAAACCAUUCAACUGUGAUCAGUGUGUGAAAACCUUUACUCAACAUGAACAGCUGUUGAUCCAUCAAUGCCCCCAUUCUGGUAGAAAGCGGUACCACUGUGACUACUGUGAAAAAGCUUUCAACGACCAGCAGAGCUUAAAACGUCACCAACGCAUCCACACUGGACAUGAUGUGUAUGCAUGUGAUCAGUGUGGCGAACCAUUUGUACGGUACUCACAGUUAAAAGCUCAUGAAGUGACCCACACUGGGGUUAAACCAUAUGUUUGUGACCAGUGUGGGAAACGCUACAGCUCCACUACAUACCUUAAAAUUCACCAACGUGUCCAUACUGGGGAGAGACCAUACAGAUGUGACGAGUGUAAGAAGACUUUUACAACUUUGUAUUCCCUGAAACAACACCAGCAGAUCCACACCAGAAAGAAAGCAUUCAAUCAGUGUCACAGUGAGAACGGAACAGAUGGACUAAACUCUCAGACUUGUCAGCACUCUGCCAGUGGUGAACAGUGCUGCUUUGACCAGUCUGGACCAACGUCCAACCAACAAGGAACCCUACAACAACACCAGCGUAUGCACACUGGACACAGACUGAACCCCUGCCAAGAAGAUUGCUCUAUGCAGGGUUCAGUAAAAGUUCAUGAAGUCCUCCACAAACUUAAAGUCCUUGAGAUCCGGCUUCACAGAAUUCAGGUCUAAUUUCUUGUUUAGUGUCUUUGUUGCUUCGUUGCAAAAUCCAUUAAGAGGAAGGCUGUCGUGAACGGACAUGACUGUAAAUUAAUUAAACCAUUCAAAGUGGUUACUCAGUUAAAUGAAUUAUCAGUGGUAGAGGGAUAGACUUCUGGAUGGAGGCAGUGAGCAGCAGGGCGAAUUUUGUCGAUUAAUUCAAUUCAAUUCAAUUCAAUUUUAUUUAUAUAGCAUCAAUUACAGUCAAAUCGUCUCAAGACGCUUUACAGAACCCAUAUGCCUGACCCCCAGAGCAAGCCCAAAGGCGACAGUGGCAAGAAAACACCCUUUAACAGGGAAGAAACCUCGAGCAGAACCCGGCUCUAUAUAGGGGGGACCCAUCUGCCUGCUGGCCGGGCGGGUUGAGAAGGACAGAGGAGGGCAAGGGGGAGGGAUGGGAGAAGAGGGAGGGGUGGGAAAGCAAGGAAAACACAACACACAUUUGGAUACAUGCAUGACAGGAUAUGUGACACAGACAAAGUAUAAGCUAACAUUGAAAACUGACUCAUAGUUUACUCUUAUGAUGUACGGCUCUGACAUUAAACAUACUCCAUAUAUAGCUAGCAGUAAAAUUCAAACAGUAUGUAAGUUAGCAUAACAAGUAUAGUGAAGGCGAUGCAGAGUUGACUGGUGGAAAAGGGGAGUUGGAAGCGAAGGGCUAGAGGAAGGUCAGCGGCAGCAUCCCACAGUGGACAUGAUGGAGACUGGACCAGCUGGUGGAACAUCGACCGCAGAUCUGAAGCAUCCAGCUCUGGGACCAGGGACACUCGGAGAAAUAGCACAGGGGGAAACAGAGGGAAUGUACUGCAAUAACAGUAUACAUAUUAAAUGUAAAGGUAGAUGGAGAAGGGCUCAGUGCGUCAAGAGAAGUCCCCCAGCAGCCUAUAGGCCUAUAGCAGCAUGACUAGGGGCAGACUAGGGGCAAUUACCAGAUUAAUUGUUCCUCAGAUCCCUCUGGGCUGCAGGAACCUGUUAGAUGCAGAGCUGGUUCAGUGAUUCUCUGAUGAUUAAUCAUAAUUGAUUUAGGAGAUUACUGGCCUUAUGAUUCCUAUCUAUCUAUCUAAUCUAGCUAUCUAUCUAUCUAUGAUGAAGAAUCUCUAAUGUUGAACAACUAGAUUAAAUAAUCUCAGAUUAUGUGUGAGUUGAAAUAUAAAAACAUGAAGUGUUCUCUGAAAAGUCCAAUCUUUCAAAGCUGACAUGUAGUUUAGAAUCAUUGCUUUGUAAAUUAGCUGCAUCCAGUCAUUACCAUGACAUUGGCAUCAUGGAACCAUGACCACAUAUAUGUGUCUGGAGAUAGUGGCAUUUUUAUAACGGCACAUUUUCAUGCUUUGACAGAUGGUAGUGUCUACAGAUACAGACCCGUGCACUUUUCAUUUGCCAGACAGAUACGAACCUGUAUGCGAGUCAAGAAGCUGCUAACCACUGCAAACUGUUGAAAGGUAAGCAAAGGUUAGGGUUAGUGUUAGGGUCAGGUUUCGGGUCCGUACCGAUGCUACGGGUCCGUACCGCUAGCGUCUAUCGGGAGUCACGUGACCAGAUCUCGCGUAUCUGAUUGGCAAAUGGCAAGUGCUGUAUCCGUAGUCCACAGGCUACUGGUACGGGUCCGUACCUCUAGCAACAACCUUGACAGAUACAGUGAGGAGAAAAAAAGUUUUCAGACACCCUGAAAAUUUUUACACAAUCUUAAAUAUUGUCAUGAAAUAUUUGUUGCAAAGUCUUUUUUUGUGUGUUCCUAAGUGUGUGGCUGCAUCAGACAGACACAAAUACAAAUGAUAUUUUUUUGGUUUGUUGUUUAGAAGAAAAACUAACAAAACUAAAUUCUACCAAAUUUCUCAUUUUAUGGAACCAGUCAAUUUUCAGUUUUUAAUGUCUUUUUUACGAUGUGUUUAGUUUUAUGAUUGUUCUAAAAUAAAUGACUCUUGAAAACCUCAAAGUGAUUCUUCAUGCAGUAUUUCUCAAAUGUAUGGGAUGUCCAAAAACUUUUUUCCACUGCUGUAUUUAACAGCAAUCUGAUCUGCUGAUGUUAGCAAGACAAACAAGUGAAGGUUUCAGGCUUUUAUCAAGAAUUGUUCUUGAGAUAUUCAUCUUCAAACAGCCUCAAAUUUCAAUGUGAGAAAAUAAAAACAAGUGAAACUGGGUCUACAGUCCACUGAAAAACCUCUAAGAAAGUAUCUGACAUACUGAGCUAAUAUUUCAUAGAUACCAUUAGAAAUAUCCAUAGUUUAUGAUUUUAAAAAAAUAGUUUUUUGGGAGAUGGUGAAUGACUUGAAACGGAGUUCCACUGUUGAAAAACCUCAAUCUCUGAUUCCAGCAUCAGUGCUCCAUUGUUGCAGUUGUGACGUUGUCUUUCAGAUGGUCCUAACACAGGCCACAACUGCUCUGAAAACAACACUCAUGUUCUUGUUUGGAACAGUUUCUCAGUGGAAAUUACGCGGCAAUGUCCAAGUUCUCAGCGGCUCCAGUAAGGAAGACUCUUAAUGUGAGGAAAAGCGUCCUUUGACUUCUUCCUGGAGGUUUUUCUUGUCAGAAAUUGUCUUCCAGUGAGGGACUUCUGACUCUCUGUUCACUUUUCUUGCCCUCUAAUAUUGUUAAAACACAAGAAUCAAUGUUUUGGUUCAAAUCACAUUGUAUUUGCAUGGAGCUCUGUGUUUUCUGCUCCAGGAAUUGGGUGAUGUGUGCGACCCAGCACCCACAGCUGGUUGGGUGUCAUGUGGCUCUGCGUUCUGAUUGGAUGAUUGUCCAACCACUGCCACAAGUAUGAAGGUCAUCCUGCAGGCGUGGCAGGAACACGGAGUGGAAACACAAUAGGGCUGAGCCCCCAACACACUAUCCCUACACACUACCCCUCUGUUUGCGCGUUCCCGCGGAGGGUCCUCCAUAUUAAGGGCCGUCCCAAACCACGUAGUGCGGAGGGAGAGUGGACUGUUCAGCCCUUAAAUAGCGAGUCUGCAUCGAUGCUCACUCUGGACAACUUUUUCAGGAAGUGCAACGUCGAAAUGGAGGAGGAAACAACAUAUUGAUGUGAGUUCCACAUGCGUCCUUUAUUUCUCCCACGCCUUUUUCACACUGACAGAACAUCACAAAAAGAGUGGUGAAAAAAGAUUAAACAAAAGAAACAAAUCUUCUUCUCUGCUGACAUUUGAUUUAAUUGUGCACCCCCUGACACCUUAAAAUUUGAACACAACUGACAGAAUUCAUUUAUUCAUUUGUUGGAUUUGAAAUGCCAGAUAAUAGGAUUGGAAAACAUGUGGGAUGACUUCAAAUUAUUUGAAGCAGAAUGUAGCCCCUACAUCAUUGCCUGCAACCUGUGCCACAGCGCUACAGCCAUGCACAGUAAGCGUCUUUGUGUUACCAUGGCGAUGACGUCUUCCAUUUUCCGGUGAGGCGACAGGGCGUCCCAUUCUUGACGAUCGUAUUUAUACCCUCCCCCUUCAAUUAAAGUGCCCUUCACAGCUGCGAGUGUGACUUCUUUUGGAGUGACAUUCGGUAGUGGAGGGGGAGUGUGUAGGGGGCAGUUUGGGAUUCAGCCUCGGUGUGUUCAUGUGGCCAUGCUGAGGAAUCCCUCUGCUUCAAGCUAGUGGAGAACAUCAUAGUAGGUGCUGGUUACUGCCCCCUACAGGUCUUGCACAGUCCUUAAUCCUGGAGAAUUAGAAAACGACUAAAAAAUAUAUUUUAACUUCAUAUAAUAAAAAAAUUAACUUGCACUCAACUUCUCACAUGACUAAUUAACCCUGUCCUCUGGGUCAAAAUUGACUCAUUUUAAAGUUUGAAAAUGUGGGAAAAAUAUAUAUUUUCAAAGUGAAACUUCUGAUGUCCACGUUUUCAACAUUUUUGGGAAAUUGUUGAACAUUUUUAGGUGGAAAUAAAAAAUUUAAAAUAUUUCGAAAGAACAUUCACAAAAACAUCAACCAAAAUCCAGCGAAAUUCACUGGAUUUUGGUUGAUUUUUACGUGAAUGUCCUUAAAGAAAAUAUUAGAAGUUUUACUGAAAUAUAUGUCAUCACUUCAGAUAUUUUUAAGAUGUUUUUUGAAGAUUUUUUUCUCAUUUUUUGGGAAGAUUUUUACUCGUUUUUCUGAAAAUAUUUACAACAAUUUCCUUUCAAAAUUUUGGGUAUUUUUUUGAAAAGAAAACUUGCAAGAAAUUACUGAAAUUUUCUUCCUGAAGGUUCUGAACAUUUUCAGAAACUUGGGUUUUUUUUUUGCUGAAUGUUUUUAUUAUUUUUUUUUAGACAAGGAAACAAUGUUUUUUGGUGCCUGUAAAUGAGAACAACAGGAGGGUUAAAACAUUAAAAGGCAACAUUAUUAAGGUUUCUUUUAUGAAAUGUUUUUCAUCAUCAAGUACACAAAAUAGAUUAAAAAUAUAAUCUAACAUAUUUACUUAUUCAAACCUUUGAAUUUCUUCUUUAUGUUCUUCUGCAUAACUCACUAUUUCAAAGUGGCUCAUGUUACUUCCAUGUGAUCUGCCAUUAAAACGGCCACAUUCUACCAUAAACACUGUAAAUAAUAACACACCUGCUCAAAGUUAAAGGCCAACAUACGACCCAAACAUGGCAUGGAUUUGGUGCCACUUUGAACUAAGAUGAUCUCUUCUGUUAAACAAACCGUUGAUUGUGAAUCUUUUUUCCAGAUAUGAAGCUGCUCCUUCCAGGUCCACAGACAGUAAACAGAACAAAGCUCUCUGUAAAAACCCUCAGAAUGUUUUAAUAGAAGAAAUGUGGACAGUUUCAUGACUGGAAGAGAACAUUUCUGGAUCAUUUUGUGUCAUUAUGUGUUUUGUUUUGGUCAGUUUACGUCUUUCUGUCUAGUUUCAAACAUUUUGCAUCUUUUCAUGUUAUUUUUUUCUUCUUCCAUUUUGGUUAUUUUGUGCCUUAAUUUUGACCAUUUUGUGGUUCAUUUUGGUCACUUUGUGUGUUUUUAAGUUAAAAUUGUUCAUCUUGUUUGUUCUUUUGGUCAGUUCACGUCUAUUUCAUCAUUCUGUGACUCAGUGGCCAUUUCUCUUUCAGUUCGAAUAAAUGUGGACAGCUUGGGGAAUGUAAGUGAAGAUUUCUGGAUCAUUUUGGUCAUUUUGUGUCAGAAUGUGUUUAAUUUUGAUCAGUUUACAUCUUUUGGUCCGUUUUUAAACAUGUUGCAUCUUUUCAUGUUGUUUAUGUUGUAAUUUUGUUUAUUUAGCAUCAAGUUUUGGUCAUUUAUGUCUAAUUCAGGUAAUGUUACAUCUCUUUGUGUUGUUUUUGUACCAUUUUGGUCAUUUUAUGAUUCAUUUCAUGUGUCUGUCAGGUUGUUUUUGUUUAAAAUUGUUCAUGUUGCUCAUAUGAGUCAUUUCAUGUCAGUUUGUCCAUUCUGUGACUCACUGGCCAUUUCUGUUAAAUUUUUCAUCUUUUUUUGCUCUGUUUUGCUCAUUUUUAUCUCUCAUUUUAGUCAUUUUGCAUCAGUUUAAGAUUGCUUUUUUCAUUUUGUACAUUUUAUGUCUCAUUUUCGUCAUUUUGUUGCUAAUUUUUGUGCCUGGUUUUGGUCAUUUUUCUUAAUUUUAGUCCCAUUUUGGACACACUUGGUCUUUUUUUAUGUCCAUUUUGUAAUUUUAUGGUAUUUUUCUAUCUUGGUCGGAUGCUUUAUGUUCCAUUUUGGUCAUUUUGUGCCCCAUUUGAACUGUCCCAUAACAUUGUUGGACCAUUCAGUAGACUCUGUUUGGGUCUUUUUCUCACCACUGAAACAUUUUGUCCAUUUGUGUCUCAUUUUGGUUGUUUUAUAGAUUAGAUUCAACUUGCUUUUAAAUUUUUUUUGUUCCAUUGUGGACAUGUUGUGUCUCAUUUAGAUCAUUUUUUGUAUCAUUUUGGACAUUUUGCAUCUGUUUAAGGUUUUUCUGUUUCAUUUUGUGUCUCAUUUUGUGCAUUUCAGUCUGUUUUUAGGUGAAAAAGUGUCAUAAAUCAGACUGUAAAUGAUAUAUGAACAAACCUCUCUGUAAAAACUUUCAGAAUGUUGAAUAGAAUAAAUGUGGACUGACUAGGUAACCUUACAGAACCUUUACUGUUGUGAUGUACGCAUUAACCUGACUUUAUACACUCAGAGAAAAUAUAUAUAUAUAACCAUUGUGAUAGGGAUAAAUAGAAGCUCCAAUCUGUUGAUUUUAAUUGCAGGAUAAUGCUUUAUUAAAAUAUAUCUCAGCAGGGAAAUAGCAAUAUCCAUUAAAUCAUCAGACAAUGAAUCAAUAGUUAGUUCAUAUUUCAGUGGCUCGUCAUGAUUGCUAACUGCUACGAUGCUUUCAUAGAAGAAGAGUAAUAAUCACCCACAUUCUGUCAUUUGGAGGGGCAGAGCAGACGGUGUGGCCACAUCCGGCUGAUCACCUGAAGAACGACGAGCCUCUGAGCCUCCAGGGGGAAGCAGAGAGAGUUCAGUCCAGAUUUAGAUCUGCUUGUGUCCUUUCUUGUUGUUUGGGCCAAUAAAAACUUUUUUAUGAUC
Messenger RNA from Acanthochromis polyacanthus (spiny chromis), 9372 nucleotides. RefSeq names its product zinc finger protein OZF-like. Gene Ontology annotation, cellular component: nucleus. The record is from RefSeq and is a predicted model, not a curated record. The transcript is spliced from 5 exons. NCBI's taxonomy places the organism in Eukaryota, Metazoa, Chordata, Actinopteri, Pomacentridae. Gene Ontology annotation, biological process: regulation of transcription by RNA polymerase II. Bases 1010 to 2893 code for a protein of 627 amino acids. Gene Ontology annotation, molecular function: DNA-binding transcription factor activity, RNA polymerase II-specific; RNA polymerase II cis-regulatory region sequence-specific DNA binding.